Molecule: messenger RNA, 2672 nt
Organism: Mercenaria mercenaria
Lineage: Eukaryota; Metazoa; Mollusca; Bivalvia; Venerida; Veneridae
Product: plexin-A1-like
Exons: 5
Biological process (GO): regulation of cell shape; semaphorin-plexin signaling pathway involved in axon guidance; negative regulation of cell adhesion
Cellular component (GO): semaphorin receptor complex
Molecular function (GO): semaphorin receptor activity
Source: RefSeq, a predicted model, not a curated record
CAUUGUGUGUACUACCACGAAAAAAAUAACAGGUUCAUCUGAAAAAGUAAUUCUUACGGUGAAAAAAAAAAGUUCAACUGAAGAGGUUUAUUUUACAUACAAGAAUGCUACAUUUACAGAAAUAAGUCCCAAGUUCGGACCUGUGGUUGGUGGAACGCAACUUACAAUAUAUGGAGAAAAUCUUGGAAUAGGAAAUCGCCAUGUUAAAGUUGCUUUAGGACCCAAUGCUCUAUCUCUUUCUGAUUGUCUUGAUGCAAAAGUGAAGCCAGAGACCAACCUUGAUGCUACAAGCAAUGCAAAUUUCACUAUUCAGUGCAGAAUUAAAGUUGUUCUGAACGAUACAGAAAGAAAGAGUCUUGCUACAGCAUAUAUUUCUAUAGAUGGAACUUUAGUUUUAGCUAAUGUGCCAGUAAAUUUUACAUUUCUGCCUAAUCCAGAAAUAGAACAAAUUUCACCAAAGAAAGGAACUGUCAGUGGUGGAACUGGAAUUACAAUUACUGGAAAAAACAUGAACAAUACUCACAUUGCAAAAGUAGAAGGAAAUUUUCAAGGUGAAAAAUUGAAGUCAACAUGUGAAAUUCAGUCUCCAACAAAGACUAUUUGUAGAGCGCCCAAAGCUACAAAGGCUGUGCAAGAUAUGGUUGAAGAGCUGAUAAAAUCCCCCAGGACAAAACGAUCUGACUGUAGUACAUGCAUAGAUAUUACAGUGUACCUUGAUGGCUUUGGAGCAAAUUUCACCUUAACAUACUAUCGAGAUCCAUCCAUACACCCGUUUGAAGAGAAAGAUAAGGUGCAUUUAUUUAGCGACGAAAAUAAAAAACUCACUAUACGUGUAAGUACUUUUGCUCUAAAUACCUUGUUAGAUUUUCUUGACAUGGUUGCCCAAACAAGAUAUAUUACCUUUCUUUACCUAUCUUGGUUGUGCAAUCUAGAUAGAUUGGAUAUGAAUUAAUUACAGAGCUAAACACUGUUUUAAAACUUGCCUUUUGGUUCAUUUUUAGCUCGACUAUUCAAAGAAUAGGUAGAGCUAUUGGACUCAAUCAUGCGUUGGCGUUGGCAUCCGCGUCGGCGUCAGCAUCCCGAUUUGGUUAAGUUUUUGUAUGUAAGCUGGUAUCUCAGUAACCACUUACUGGAAUGGAUUGAAACUUCACACACUUAUUCACUGUGAUAAACUGACUUACAUCGCACAGGUUCCAUAACUCUAUUUUGCUUUUUUACAAAAUUAUGCCCCUUUUUCAACUUAGAAAUUUUUGGUUAAGGUUUAUAUGUAAGCUCCGGUAUCUCAGUACCUACUAAAAGGAAUGGAUUGAAACAUCACGCACUUGUUCACUGUGAUGAUCUGACAUGCAUUGCAAAGGUUCCAUAACUCUACUUUGCAUUUGUCCGUCGUCAGUUCGUGCGUGUGUCUGUCAACAAUUUUUUGUCUGCACGAUAGUGGUUUUAUUUAUGAUUUUAUUUUAACCAAACUUGCACACAACUUAAAUCACCAUAAGAUCUCGGUUCCUUUCUUGAACUGGCCAGAUCCCAUUAUGGGUUCCAGAGUUAUGGCCCCUGAAAGGGCCAGAAUUAGCUAUUUUGACCUUUUCUACACAAUAGCAGCUUCCUUUUUGAUUUGAAUUUAAUCAAACUGGCACAAAACUUGUGUCACAAUAAGAUCUCGGUUCCUUUCUUGAACCGGCCAGAUCCCUUAAUGGGUUCCAGAGUUAUGGCCCCUGAAAGGGCCAAAAUUAGCUAUUUUGACCUUGUCUGCACAAUAGCAGCUUCAUUUAUGAUUUGAAUGUAAUCAAACUUGCACAAAACUUGUGUCACCAUAAGAUUUUGGUUCCUUUCUUGAACCGGCCAGAUCCCAUUAUGGGUUCCUGAGUUAUGGCCCCUGAAAGGGCCAAAAUUAGUUAUUUUGACCUUGUCUGCACAAUAGCAGCUUCAUUUAUGAUUUGAUUUUAACCAAACUUGCACACAACUUGUAUCACCAUAAGAUCUCGAUUCCUUUUUAUACGCCUGAACGGACGUAUUAUGUUAUCGCCUCGGUGUCCGUCUGUCUGUCUGUCUCUUGGUUAGCAAUUUCCCUUCCGCUCUGUUACUCUUGAACCCCUUGAAGGAUUUCAAAGAAACCUGACACAAAUGUUCACCGCAUUGACACGACGUGCAGAGCACAUGUUUCGGAUGGCUCACUUCAAGGUAAAGGUCACGCUUAGGGGUCAAAGGUCAUGACAGGGGUCAAAGGUCAUAUGACUUUGUUUUGUGUGUGUAUUGCUCUGCAUUUGCAUUGCAUUGCAGUGCUCUUGUUUUUAUAUGGCAGAUCUUUCUUUUGUUCACUUACAAUAAUUUUUUUUUAAUUACUUCCCUUUUACAUUACUAUAAAUAGCUUAUUUUUAGUAAAUUUUUUUAUUAUUGGCCGUAGGGAAAGACCGAGACCACUUUUCUGUGGUACAACAUGGAUGGUACCUCCAAUUUUUAGGUGUAUUUUGACAUAUCUGUACCUUGUAAGAAUUUUUGUUUCUUUUUGGUUAAAUUUCUUCCCUUUGUUGUUCCUGUCCUUUGGACUUAGAUAUUUUUUCUAAGAACCUUCUUGUCCUUAAGUGCAAUGAUAACAGGUGAGCAAUUUAGGGCCAUUUUGGCCCUCUUGUUUAAAAUAAAGCCUUGAAAUUUGGAUGACAUAUACAGUUUUGCAC